Messenger RNA from Leptonychotes weddellii (Weddell seal), 330 nucleotides. The record is from RefSeq and is a predicted model, not a curated record. NCBI's taxonomy places the organism in Eukaryota, Metazoa, Chordata, Mammalia, Carnivora, Phocidae.
AUGGUUCAGAUUAUUAAAGACAUGGAUGAAUUAAAAACAUUUUUGAAAGCUGCCGGAUGCAAACUUGUGGUGGUUGAAUUCUCAGCAAAAUGGUGUGGUCCUUGCCAAAGGAUUUAUCCUCUUGUUCAUGCAAUGUCUCUGCAGUACCAAAAUGUAAUGUUUGCUAAUGUGGAUGUGGAUGAUUCUCAGGAGUUGGCCCAAACUUAUCAUAUCAAAGCAGUACCCACAUUUCAGAUGUUCAAGCAGGCCCAGAAGAUUUUUGAAUUUUGUGGAGCCGAUGCUCAAAAAUUGGAAGCGAAGAUUCGAGAACUAAUGUAAGCCGAUCUCCAA